GGAGCGACCUACUGCCCGAGUGCCUCCUCCACGUCCCUGUCCUCGCAGCGUGCCAGGGCGGCCAGGCUGGAUUACAAUGACUGCCGCAGCCACAGCCGGCGGCGUGCACAAGCUCUCCAGCACCAAGGAGGAAAGGAAGCUAAGGAAGCCUCUCAUUGAGCGGAAGCGAAGGGAAAGGAUCAAUAACUGCUUGGACCAACUGAAAGAGACCGUUGUGGGUGCGUUUCACCUGGAUCAGUCUAAACUCGAAAAAGCAGACAUCCUCGAAAUGACAGUCAAACACCUUCAGAACAUCCAAAACAGCAAGCUGAUGGCUGAUUCCAAAGUGGGUCUUGAAGCUCAGCAGAGGUACAGCACUGGAUACAUUCAGUGCAUGCACGAGGUCCACAACCUUCUCCUCACCUGCGAGUGGAUGGACAAGACACUUGGGGCCCGUCUGUUAAACCACCUGCUGAAAUCUUUACCGAGGUCUGGUGAAGACACCUGCAAAGCAGCAUUAAGAUCUUCGAGCCCAUCUCAGCAGCCUCUCUUGACGCCAAAAACCCCACUGGGCCCUAAGGGGAACACUCCCAGCACAAAUCCAUCUCAGGAGCACUUCUACCCAGUGGAGAACAAACAGGCUUUCAAAAAUUCAUUCCAGCUGCCCUUGCUGUCGGUUUUCAGCCAGGUCGAUGCUGUGCCUCCCAGACAGGUCCUGCAGCUGAAUUUUUCCCAUAAUAACCCUAGUAUGGGGUCAUUAGAUAUGUGGAGACCAUGGUAAAAUGUGUUUUCAAAUGUUUAUCCUAACCUUAGACACUUAUGUAUGUAUCUUAUAGAUAUGUUUCUUUAAAACACUUGUGGAGCAAGUCUGUUCCUGUAGGUGUACUAAAGACCAGGGUACUUCAAGCCGAAGUAAACCUAUGUGUAGCCUGCAUUGUAGAAGGCUGCUAUUAUUUUGUAUUUAUUUAAUACAUCUAAAUUAUUGUAUAGAAUCCUUUCAUGUUCUUUAGUGUAUAUUAAUUAUAUAACUUUCUUGUCUUACAUUCCUAAAAUAAUUAUCUUUCUAUUAAUAAAGAAACAAGACAAUGAGCAACAACCCCUCUUACACCAAGCUUACCUCUCGGGUCUCACGUCGCAGCUGAGAUCACUUCACCGGAUAAAGAAGUAAACAGUCAAUUUCUUCUUCCCUUUUUUUUU
Molecule: messenger RNA, 1176 nt
Organism: Anas platyrhynchos (mallard)
Lineage: Eukaryota; Metazoa; Chordata; Aves; Anseriformes; Anatidae
Product: transcription factor HES-4
Biological process (GO): regulation of DNA-templated transcription
Molecular function (GO): protein dimerization activity; DNA binding
Source: RefSeq, a predicted model, not a curated record